AUUAGAUUUCGGACUCGUCCUAAACGGGUGUCUACAACCUCUCUCCCCACCCUCUUUUCUCCCCAUAUACAUACAGAGAGACAGGAAAAAAAGAAGAAGAAUGCGCGCGUGAGAAAGAGAAAACAUCACCACCAACAAACAAAAUGAUGUGGGAAGCUGGAGGAGGAUCAACAGCUUCUUCCUCCGCAGCCGGUAGCGGUGAUGGAAUUGGUGGUGCCGGAGUUGGUUUACCGGAAAGUGGUAGUAAUUGUGGGAGGAGGAAGCCUUCUUGGAGAGAGAGAGAAAAUAACAGGAGAAGAGAGAGAAGAAGAAGAGCAAUGGCUGCCAAGAUUUAUACAGGCUUAAGAGCUCAAGGGAAUUAUAAUCUUCCUAAAAACUGUGAUAAUAAUGAAGUUCUUAAAGCCCUUUGUGCUGAAGCUGGUUGGAUUGUUGAACCUGAUGGUACCACUUAUCCCAAGGGGUGCAGGCCAACCCCAAUGGAGAUCGGAGGCACUUCAGCAAACAUCACGCCAAGUGCUUCACGGAAUCCAAGUCCGCCAUCAUCACACUUUGCUAGCCCAAUUCCAUCUUAUCAGCCGAGUCCAACCUCCUCUUCUUUCCCCAGUCCAUCGCGUGCUAAUGCUAACAUAUCAUCAUACCCAUUCGCAUUUCUUCAUAAUGUCAUUCCUUCAUCACUUCCUCCAUUACGAAUAUCAAACAGUGCCCCUGUAACGCCACCUCUUUCAUCACCAACUAGGCAUCCUAAGCAAACAUUCAAUUUGGAGACUUUGGCCAAAGAAUCAAUGUCUGCUUUAAAUUUCCCUUUCUUUGCUGCUUCAGCCCCAGCAAGCCCAACUCGGGGUCAGCGUUUUACUCCUCCCACUAUACCUGAGUGUGACGAAUCUGACACAUCCACCAUUGACUCAGGCCAGUGGAUCAACUUCCAAACGUAUGCUACCAAUGUUCCAGCUUCUCCAACUUUUAAUCUUGUAAAACCUGUGGCGCAGCCACUCUGUUCUAAUGAUAUCAUCACGGAGAAGGGUAAGAGCAUAGAAUUUGAUUUCGAAAAUGUGUCGGUCAAGGCAUGGGAAGGGGAAAGGAUUCACGAUGUAGGAUUCGAUGAUCUGGAACUCACGCUUGGAAGUGGCAGUGCUCGCGUAUGAUUACUUUGAUUGAGAUUUUAUGAGUUAGCUAGGUGACAAGGGACUUUGCAUUUCAGUGGAUGUCCGGGUUUCGUCUGGAGAUACUGCACAAAUGUAGAUCUUGGCCCCGCUUGCUUCUUAGGAUGGAUUGAAAUUUAUCUGUUUCAUUUUACCUUAUGUAUAAGAAAGGGAGCCUUGGUGUAACCGGCAAAGUUGUUGUCAUUUUACCUUAUGUAUAACAUUCUUUUCCCCCUUUUUUUCUUCCUUUUAUCUGAAGAGGCCCCUUCAAAUUUUACAUAGGUCUUUUCACAAGCAUUACAUGUAGAUAGAUAUCUGCUCGUUUCUGUAAUCGAGAAUCAUUUUCUUCAUUGCAGACUAGAUGGAGCUUCUCCAAAAUUAUGAACUAUCAACAUUUUUUCCUCUGUAGAACUCACUUCUUCUUAUGGAUCCAGUUUCAAUUGAAAUCAACAAUGUAUUUCUGUAGUC
Molecule: messenger RNA, 1607 nt
Organism: Nicotiana tabacum (common tobacco)
Lineage: Eukaryota; Viridiplantae; Streptophyta; Magnoliopsida; Solanales; Solanaceae
Product: protein BZR1 homolog 1
Biological process (GO): DNA-templated transcription; brassinosteroid mediated signaling pathway
Molecular function (GO): DNA-binding transcription factor activity
Source: RefSeq, a predicted model, not a curated record